Pyricularia pennisetigena is the source of this 1602-nucleotide messenger RNA. RefSeq lists its product as uncharacterized. The coding region runs from base 1 to 1602 and encodes 533 amino acids. Lineage: Eukaryota; Fungi; Ascomycota; Sordariomycetes; Magnaporthales; Pyriculariaceae. The transcript has a single exon. The record is from RefSeq and is a predicted model, not a curated record.
AUGGCCCCCUCAAUGCUGACCGCGAGUCUUCAGCUGCUUGCCUUGGGUGCCCUGGCUGCCGCUUCGCCCUGCGUCAAGACCUGCCCUCCUGAUCUGAAGGAUCGGCUCGUCACAGAGACCAGCAACGGGCGAGUCAUUGGCCAUGUCGCUCCAAACACGUCGUGUGUGGUCGAGUACCUUGGCAUCCCUUACGCGAAGCCACCCGUCGGCCAGCUUCGCUUCGCUGCUCCCGAGAAGCUCACCGGCCCGCCCUCCACCUACGAGGCGGCCAAGUAUGGAUUCGACUGCCCCUCGGUCCCGUCCGGCCCGCCCACCUACCCGGACCUGACGCCGCAGGCCCCGCGCAUCGUCAGCUACUUUGCCGGCGCCUCGGGCACCCCUCAGAGCGAGGACUGCCUGACCCUCAACGUCUGGUCGCGCCCGUCCGCCAAGGGCCCCGCCGCCAAGAAGCCCAUCCUCGUCUUCUUCCAUGGCGGCCGCUUCGCCAUCGGCAACACCAACAGCCCCAUGUACACGGGCAAGUACCUGGCCGAGGCCGAGGACCUCGUCGUCGUGACCGUCACCUACCGGCUCAACAUCUUCGGCUUCCCCGGCGCCCCGGGCCUCGAGGCCCAGAACCUGGGCAUCCGGGACCAGCGGGCCGCCGUGGAGUGGGUGCGAGACAACGCCGCGGCGUUUGGCGGCGAUGCGUCCCGCAUCACCAUCUCGGGCCAGUCGUCGGGCGGCGUGGCCGUCGACUACUGGACGUACGCGUACCGCGACGACCCCAUCGCGCACGCCAUCAUCGCCACGUCGGGCAACGCCUUCAGCUUCCCCGUCAACGCGCCGGGCGUCCCGGAGCGGAACUGGAACACGGUCGUGGCGGCGCUGGGGUGCGGCGCCGACGCCGACGCCGACACCAUGGCCUGCAUGCGCCGCGCCAACUGGACCGCCAUCAACGCCGCGGCCGGCGCCGUCCGCCCGUCCGCCAGCUCCAGCGUCCUCCGCUCCGUGCCGCCAUUCUACCCGAUCCCGGACGACAAGAUAGUCUUGGGCGACUACGUGGCCCCGACGGCCUCGGGGUCCUGGGCCCCGCUCCCCGUGCUCAUGGGCCACAACCACAACGAGGACGGCUACUACCGCCUGGCCGUGUACCGCAACGGCGUCGUCCCCACGCCGGCGCAGGUGGCCAGCUUCCUGCUCGAGUCCUUCACCUGCCCCGUGUCGUACCAGUCGCAGGCCAGGGCGGCCCGCGGCGUCCCGGCGUUUGCGUACCGCUUCCUGGCCGACUGGGACAACACGCGCCUGUUCCCCACCAGCGGCGCCUACCACGGCGUCGACCUGCACAUGGUCUUUGGCGCCUCCGAGGACACGAGCGGCCUGCCGCCGUCGCGCGACCAGAGGAGGCUGACGAGGCUGAUGCAGCGCAUGUGGGCCAGCUUCAGCGCCGACCCCAACAACGGCCUGACCAAGGCGCUGGGGUGGCCCGUCUGGGACCCGGAGAAGGAGACGCUGGCCGUGCUCGGGAGGGACAACUCCCCUGGCGUUUCGUACGUUGAGCCGCGCCAGUUUGAUGCGCCGUGCCGAAACGUCACCAUGGGAGCGCUGAGCAAACCUGUUUGA